AUGAAUAAAUUAGCUAGUGCUGGGUUAAUAUCGAUGGAUGAAGCAUGUUGCAUUACAUCAACAGAAGCCGGUCGACUCAUGUCUAUAUAUUAUCUAGACUUAGAGACUAUGAAACUCAUUAUGAAGUUAGAAGGAUCUGAGCCGUUAGAGCGCCUGUUAUGGCUGAUAUGCGAAAGUCACGAACUAUCGGAUAUGCAUCUCCGCGUUGACGAACGCAGAUGCCUUAACUCUCUGAACAGGAACACUGCGACCGCGACUAUACGUUUUCCUAUGAAGGGCAAGAUUAAUAGCAGGCAAAUGAAGUUAAGUUGUGUGAUCCAAGCAGUACUCGGUUGUUUAUUUAUUCCCGAACCAUCAUUAAAUCAAGAAGCUUUGAAGAUUAUGAGAAUUGCUGAUAGAGUGUGCAAAUGUUUAGUAUAUUACGUGACUCGUCCAAAUUUUAUAUCCCAAAAUCCAAAAUUUUAUCUAACAAUUCUAAACUCUUUGGUACUAGCUAAAUGUAUAUACGCCCGUUUGUGGGAAAAUUCCCCAUACGUUAGUCGGCAAUUGAAAGGUAUAGGUCAAAUAUUUAGUACACUACUCGCAUCUGCUGGCAAAGUUAACUUUAUGCUGUUGGAAGAGAGUCAUCCACGAGAUUUGGAAAGGAUAAUGAACAAAGGGCCACCCGCUGGAAAUGUAAUAAGACGACAAGUCAGUUUGCUCCCAAAAUAUAACCUUACGGCUACCCCCAUAGACGAGAAAACAGUUAAGAUUCAGCUAUCAUUGCUUAAUAACGCUCAUUUGUCUGAAAAUAUAGAACAAUUAACUGCUGGCGCGAGUCAUAAGAGCUAUGUUGUAGUUGGGGAUAGUGAAAAUUAUUUGAUUUAUUUAACGUCUUUUAAGGAUUCAGAUCUUAUAAACGUCUACGACGGAUGCAUGACUUUCGAAGUAACCAGAAAACACAACUCUAAACAUGAAAUCCUUAUACAUUGCAUUAGCUCAACAUUUGUCGGUAUAGAUGAACAAUGUAAAUAUUUAUUUAACGAUAUAAAUCCUAUACCAACGUAUAAACCAGUGGCAACUUAUUUGCCAGAAAAAAAACUGGAAAAUUUGCACGAUGACGAAAUAGAUGUUUUUAAAGAAAGGAAGAGAAAGGCAAAAGAAACAGAUAAAUCACAAUGCAAUGAAAAAAAGAAGCGAGACAUAAAUUCAGUUGAAAAAUUUAAACAACUCAAGGAAUCUUUCGGGCGAACAUCAAGAGAUAUUAAUGUAAAUCAUCAUAAAAAGAAAGAAAUGUCUGAUAAAAUAUUAGACAAUUUAGUGCUACAACAGGAUAAUACCAUUAUGGAUAAAGAGUUUGAUAGUGUUAUUGGGGACAGUUUAGAUCAAAAUAUUGUAGACGCUUUUGCAGAGGAUUUCAACGAUGAAGACUUUGUAGAUGACAAACAAGUGAGCGAUAUCUUAAAUGAAAUUGAAAACGAAAUUAAAAAUAAAAAUGAAAUUCCGCUAAAUAACAAUCAAAUAUCAUCGAAACCUAUAUGUCCCAAAAACAUUUUUGAUCAAAAGAAAAGUGUGCAUAUUAAUGCAAAACGUAAAACUUUGACUACAAAAAACAACUAUAAUUUUAUAGAUUUUUUAGAGAAGGAAGAUAAUAACGAUGGGGCUAAUACUGAUAUUUGCCAAGAAACUGGUUUUACUAAUACCGUUAAAGGUCAAAUUGAACAAUUUCUACAAAAAGCUUACAAUUAUAAUAAUAAUAAAAUUGAUAUCAUAGAUUUGAUAGAACCGACCGAAAGAAAUGAUAAAAAGGUAAUUCAAGAAGUAAAUAAUGAUGAAGAUGUCUAUGAAUUAAUAGAUUUAACUGAAACCGAAAAAAAGUCUAUGAAUAGUGACGAAAUAAAAAGUGAGGAAAUCAAUGCUGAUUGUGCAAGUAGACCCGGAAAUGAUACAAAUACAUCGCACUGGAUUGCAAUUAAACCUGACGAAUGUUCCCUUCAUUUUACAAAUAAUCAAAAUAACAAAGGAACUGAUAAUAUAACAAUUAACAAUAAACAUUUAGAAUUAUAUGGUAAUGUUUUAAAAAUAAGUGAUGAAAUUCAAAUUGAUGAACCUAUUACAGAAAACAAACUCGCAUUAGCAACUUAUCCUUUAUAUUUGCAAAAUAUAAAGUCAAGUAAACUAUCGAAUCCUAAUAAAAAUAUUGCACCCUCUAUGGAAAAAUGGAAAAAAUCUACAAAUGUUCUAAGUAGUAACACUCAUAGUACGAGUACAGAUAUGGGAAAUAAAGAAACAAAUAUUAAAUGUACUAGUAUAAAUGGAGAUAAUAUUGAAUAUAUCAAAAAUUACCAUGCAAGCCAAACUAAAUUAAUAAACAUAACAUCAGAAAACGAUCAAAAAAAUAAAGUUCAAAUCAUUGGGAAGUUAAAAGUCGAUUUAGACAUUACUGAAAUAGUUCACAAAAACGAUACACGAAACGUAGAUGUUCCUCCAGACAUUAUUGAAUGUAAUGAUAUGGGAAAUGAAAAUGAUACAAAUAUAAAUAAAAGUCAUUAUUUUGGGGAAAGAAAUAAAGCUAUCGCUUAUAAAACAAACCCGAAUAUUGGCAAUGUCUAUAACGACAAAAACGAAGAAAUUGUUGAUAUUACUAAAGACAAUGUACCGUUUAAAAAAUUGUUAAACGAUAAUGAGUAUUCAAAUAAUUUUAAAUCUGAUAUGAAUAGUACCUUACAACACGAUAAAAAUACUGAGAGUGCAAGCGUUAAAGAUAUUCUUCAGAAAUACAACAAUAAUUUAAAAAGACCAAUCAAAGAAGAAACGAACGUAAAUACACAAAUAAACAAGAAAAAGGAAGAGAACACAAAAUCCACAAUCGCAAUUGGAAAUAAAAGAAAAUUGAGAAUAAGUGACAUUGAUAAGAUACAAAUAGAACUACCGCCAUCAUUGAUUGGUGAAAGUCAAAAAACAACCGAUUCUAAAUAUAUUGAUUAUAAACAUCGAGAGUUGCAAAGAGAAAUUAAAGAGAAAGAUUCGGAUAUAGAUGAAAUGCAUUAUGAAACACAACCCGAGAUAGUUAAUAACAAUAUUCCUGAAGUCGAUAUUGGAGAUUUAGACUCUGAUCUACUAUAUCCAGACCUAGCUAUGGAAUUGGCAGACUAUAAUACUGAUUUUGAUGUUAAUGAUGCAAUGCUCGAUCCUAAAGCAUUGUUACAAAAUAUAAAUAAAGAUGAUGAUGGUGAUGAUGAUAAUGGUGAAGAAGAUGAUGAAAUAAUUCCACCUCCGCCACAAUUUUGCGAUGAUAAUACUUAUUCACCUAUUUAUACUUCACCUGAAAAUAAAAUAAGUGAUAUAACAGAAUAUAGUGAUUUAAUAAACACUCAAAAUAUAAAUGAAAUUGAUACAAAUGAAGAUGAUUUUAUGUUUGAUGAAAAUAACGAAUUUGAUUUAACUCCGUCAAAGGAAAUAGAGACGUGGUCUCCAUCUCGUGAGAACAGUUCUGUUUGUUCUACUGAAAGCCAGUCUUUCACCGUGAUGCGAAAAAAUCUAGCUGAAACCAAUAAUAGGCACAAUUUUUUUAAUUCGCGUCGCGAAAAAUUGUCUCAAUUUAAAUUUAAACGUAAGAGCAUGUUCAGGAAA
This is a messenger RNA of Brenthis ino (lesser marbled fritillary), 3612 nucleotides long. The record is from the annotation of a GenBank genome assembly. Lineage: Eukaryota; Metazoa; Arthropoda; Insecta; Lepidoptera; Nymphalidae.